AUGGCAAAAGUCGCCGAUUUAAAGGUCAAAGCAGCGCUGUUGGAGAAAAGACAAGCUCUUGAAAACGAGUCUGAGAAAUUACGCUUGCAAGAAGAGCUUGCAGUCGCUCAAGCCAGAGAACAAGCCUUCACGAAGGUUAACAAUGAAGUUAAACCUGAAGUUGCAACUGAUGGAAUGUAUGAAGAUCUUGAAGAGCGACCGCUGCGUAAAGAGAACUUUCCGCAUCAGACAGCAAAGAUCGGACCAACUGAAAUGCCCUCAUCGGAGAAAGUUUUUCAACAAACUCCUAUUUCGGCGUUCCACUCGAAAAGAGCCAAUCGCGUUCCAAGAAUGACCGAUUGGCCCAUUCUAAGGUCUGGAGAUGACAACGCCCUGGAGAGAUUUGCAACGUUCCUGACACAAUGCCUGAGCGCAAUGGAAUCGUUAUCUUAUCUCAGUAUUUUGGACCAUCCACAAAACCUGCAGUGUUUAGUGAGAAAAUUGCCCUUCUAUUUACAAGGACGAUGGCGUAGAGAAGUGACUAAGAUAAGAGAAAAUGAUAAGAUCCCUAUGUUCAAACACGUCGCCACUUUCGUUAAAGCAGAAGCAAAGAUAGCAACUGAUCCCGUCUUUUCCCGGCAAGCGCUCGAUAAAAUUGGUCAAGAUGAUAAGGGUAAAGCCAAGAAAAUCCUGCCCUUUAAGUUAACAAGCAACACAACCGUGAUGAAUGAAAAAUCAGGUCGUCCGUGCAUUCUUUGUAAUGCCUCGCACGAUCUAGACGAGUGUAAAGUUUAUUUAAAGAAACCACUAUCUGAAAGAAGAACCCUAAUUGCUAAAAGAGGACUAUGUUUUGCCUGUUAUAGACCCGGACACAGAUCAAGAGGAUGUAUCCAGAGACGAAUCUGCAAGACUUGUUCAGGUUGGCAUCCUACGGGGCUGCACGAUGAAAACUUUCGACCGAAGAGUAAAACAACUGAGGAAACCAAGAAGAAUGAGGACACCACCCCAAAAGGAAACCCUGAUGAGGACAAUCCUGCUGAUUCUGCGAAGAACUGUGCAUUUGCCGUCGCUGAUGAAGUUGCCUGUGAUGCGAGCAAGAUAGAAUUUUCGGUUGAAUCUAUGCCUAUCGUUCCUGUUCGGCUAAAGAGUAACAACAAAGAAAUAAUCACCUAUGCCAUGCUUGAUUCUUGCAGCACGGGUACCUUCAUCACAGAAGAGGCGCUCAAACGACUUGAUGGGAACGGAACGAACACAAGAGUAAUGAUUCGAACUAUGAAUGGACCAAGAAUGCACGAUACCAAGGUAGUAACCGGUCUAGUAGUAUCUGAUUUGAAUGGUGCAAAUACUAUCACCCUCCCGAAAGUCUUUACCAGAGACGAAAUUCCUGGAACCAAGAAUGAAAUACCACGUCCAGAAUUAUACAGUAAAUGGAAACAUCUGGAACGUGUAUCGGAGCAGGUUCCCCCGUAUUUGGCAGAUGUUAGGAUUGGUCUUCUUAUAGGAACGAACUGUCCCAAGGCUAUUGAACCGAGAGAUUUCGUCGCUAGUAGUAACGGAGGUCCCUUCGUGAUGCUGACCUUCGCUGGUUGGACCAUAGUUGGACCACUCUACAUGUCUAAUGAUGACCACUCAGUAGACUGUCACAGAAUAAUCGUCCAAGAGGUUGGAUCAAACAAGCCGUCAGAGCACCAUUUCAUGGUUGAAGAAUCCGUCAAAGAGUUGGUGACGCCCGAAGCAUUAAAUAAAAUGUUCGAGCUAGAUUUUAAUGAGCGACACUCCCAAAAGGAUCAGUAUUCUCAGGAAGAUAAAAGGUUCAUGGAGAAGAUGGAUCGUGAGACGAAGUAUGUGGAUGGACAUUAUGUGAUGCCACUGCCCUUCAGGAAUGAUGAUGUUCAUAUGCCAAUGAAUAAACAACAAGCCAUCGUUAGAGCCUACUGGUUAGAAAAAAAGCUAUCUAAGAACAGUAACUUUCAUCGAGAUUAUGUUAAGUUCAUGAACGAUAUCCUUGGAAAGGGGUAUGCUCGUAAAGUAUCCGAUGACUGUCCAGAAGGAAAACCAGGAAAGAUUUGGUAUCUACCCCAUCAUGGAGUGUACCACGCAAAAAAGCCUGAUAAAAUUUGUGUGGUGUUUGACUGCAGCGCUCGCUUCCAAGGAACAUCGCUGAAUGAUCAGUUAAUGCAAGGCCCGGAUCUGACAAAUUCUUUACUCGGCGUCCUCAUGAGAUUUCGAGAAGACGAAGCAGCAUUUAUGGCUGAUAUUGAGAGUAUGUUUCAUCAGGUUCGUGUCCAGGAAGAACAUUGA
Molecule: messenger RNA, 2280 nt
Organism: Dendronephthya gigantea
Lineage: Eukaryota; Metazoa; Cnidaria; Anthozoa; Malacalcyonacea; Nephtheidae
Exons: 2
Coding region: 1-2280 (759 amino acids)
Source: RefSeq, a predicted model, not a curated record